Messenger RNA from Aaosphaeria arxii CBS 175.79, 645 nucleotides. RefSeq names its product CHD5-domain-containing protein. Bases 1 to 645 code for a protein of 214 amino acids. Gene Ontology annotation, cellular component: GET complex. NCBI's taxonomy places the organism in Eukaryota, Fungi, Ascomycota, Dothideomycetes, Pleosporales. Gene Ontology annotation, biological process: tail-anchored membrane protein insertion into ER membrane. The record is from RefSeq and is a predicted model, not a curated record. The transcript has 3 exons.
AUGCCGUCACUACUGCUUGUAGUGUUCAUACUACAGUUCCUCUUGCACAUCAUCAACACAGUGGGCGCGACGACCGUCGAUGAGCUUCUAUGGAUCCUUUAUAACAAGUUCCCGACGCCGACCUCGAGUUCCGCACGAAAGGCUCAGUCCCUUAAGAAAGAAGUCGUCCGACUGAAGCGCGAAUUGGGUGCCGUGUCUGCACAGGACGACUUCGCAAGAUGGGCGAAGCUACAGCGUCAACAUGAUAAAGCUAUGGCAGACUUCCAGAAGUCAGACAACUCCAUCCGCACGCACCGACAAACGUUCACAUCCGCCGUCUCCACUCUCCGCUGGCUCGGAACACAGGGCCUUCGAUUCGUCCUGCAGUUCUGGUUCUCGAAGUCGCCCAUGUUCUGGAUACCUCAGGAUUGGGUGCCAUAUUACGUUGAGUGGCUGUUGUCCUUCCCGAGGGCGCCGCUGGGCAGCGUCAGCAUUAAUAUCUGGGGCAUUGCAUGCGCGAGCAUGAUCGCAUUGGUCGGAGAAGCCCUCACAGCUACGUAUGUACUCGCGACGCGGAAGCCUCUUCCGGUCGGAGAGAAGGCUGGACAGCCCAUGGCGUUUGAGGCGAAGCCCCAACAGGCACAGGAGCCAAAGAAGGAGCUAUGA